AUGUCCUUGACAACCGCCUUCUUCUCCCGCCCAUCCCUGCUCUUCGGAGCCGCCAUCCUCCUCCGCCUCGCCCUCCUAUUCUACGGCCGAUGGCAAGACGCCAACAGCCCAAUGAAAUACACCGACAUCGACUACCUCGUCUUCACCGACGCCUCGCGCUUCAUCAGCCAGGGCCAAUCGCCCUACGACCGCGCAACCUACCGCUACACGCCCCUACUCGCCUGGCUUCUCUACCCAACCACACUCACGCACUCCGCCCUCGCCAUCCCGGCGAGCGUAUGGUUUGAUUUCGGAAAGGUGCUCUUCGCCGCUGGCGACAUUGUAACGGGGUGGUUGAUUUUGCGCCUUUUGGUCGAGAAGCAGGGCAUGGGCGUGGAGCGCGCGGGCAAGUUUACGAGUUUGUGGUUGUUGAAUCCCAUGGUUGCGAAUAUUAGUACGCGCGGCAGUUCGGAGGGGUUGUUGGCUGUGAUUGUUGUGGCGAUUUUGUGGGCGGUUUUGCUGGGGCGGUUGAGGUUGGCGGGGGUGUUGUUGGGGUUGGGGGUGCAUUUUAAGAUUUAUCCUUUUAUUUAUGCGGCGAGUGUGUGGUGGUGGUUGGGGGAUGGGGCAAAGAGGGUUCGGAUUGGAAAGAAGGGGUUGGUGGAGUGGGUUGGCGCGGUUCUGACGAAGGAGAGGAGGGCGUUGGCGCUGGACAGUUUGGUGACGUUUAUGGUGUUGAACAGUGUCAUGUUCUACUUCUACGGCGUGCCCUUCUUCGAGCACAGCUACAGAUACCAUCUGACCCGCAUCGACCACCGACACAACUUUUCCGUCUACAACACCGUCCUCUACCUCAACAGCGCCAAGGCGGCCAACUCGGGAUUCCAGAUCGAAUCGCUCGCCUUCAUCCCGCAGAUGUUCUUGUCCGUCUUGGUGCUCCCCUACUUCCUGGCCAAGAAAGACCUGGCGAGUACCAUGCUGGCCCAAACGUUUGCCUUUGUGACGUUCAACAAGGUCUGCACGAGCCAGUACUUUCUGUGGUACAUGGUCUUCCUGCCGUUCUACCUUCCCUCGUCCUCCCUACUUCGCAAGCCCCGGCUCGGCGUUUUCGCUCUCGUGCUGUGGAGUCUCGGCCAAGCGAUCUGGUUGCAGCAAGGAUACCAGCUGGAGUUCCUUGGAAGGUCCACGUUCGUGCCCGGGUUAUGGCUGGCGAGCAUCUUCUUUUUCGCCGUCAAUUGCUGGAUCCUCGGAAUCAUCGUGAGCGAUGUAGCGUCGCUUCCAAGUCCGCCAGCUGGCAAGAAGAUAGAAUGA
Molecule: messenger RNA, 1287 nt
Organism: Neohortaea acidophila
Lineage: Eukaryota; Fungi; Ascomycota; Dothideomycetes; Mycosphaerellales; Teratosphaeriaceae
Product: PIG-M-domain-containing protein
Exons: 2
Coding region: 1-1287 (428 amino acids)
Biological process (GO): GPI anchor biosynthetic process
Cellular component (GO): membrane; glycosylphosphatidylinositol-mannosyltransferase I complex
Molecular function (GO): alpha-1,4-mannosyltransferase activity; GPI mannosyltransferase activity
Source: RefSeq, a predicted model, not a curated record